Pezoporus occidentalis (night parrot) is the source of this 1727-nucleotide messenger RNA. RefSeq names its product DnaJ heat shock protein family (Hsp40) member A4 (gene DNAJA4). Bases 144 to 1340 code for a protein of 398 amino acids. The transcript is spliced from 8 exons. NCBI's taxonomy places the organism in Eukaryota, Metazoa, Chordata, Aves, Psittaciformes, Psittacidae. Gene Ontology annotation, cellular component: cytosol; cytoplasm. Gene Ontology annotation, molecular function: Hsp70 protein binding; ATP binding. Gene Ontology annotation, biological process: response to heat; protein refolding. The record is from RefSeq and is a predicted model, not a curated record.
GGGAGUUCUAGACCGUUCCAGGCCCGUGACGUAGGGCGGCGUCAUUCCAGAAGAUUCGGCCGCUGCCCGUAUAAAACCCGAGGAAGAGGCGGGGCGAGGCCGAGCGGACACCGGAGGCGACACGGGCGGCUGCGGCGGGCACCAUGGUGAAGGAGACGGAGUACUACGAUAUCCUGCAGGUGAAGCCUAAUGCUUCUUCCGAGGAGAUCAAGCGCGCCUAUCGCAAGCUAGCACUGAAGUACCACCCCGACAAGAACCCCAGCGAGGGCGAACGGUUUAAACUCAUAUCCCAGGCAUAUGAAGUUCUGUCGGACCCAAAGAAAAGGGACCUCUAUGACCAGGGUGGGGAGCAGGCUAUUAAAGAAGGAGGCCUGAGUGGCGGCAGCUUCUCUUCACCCAUGGACAUCUUUGACAUGUUCUUUGGUGGUGGAGGCCGAAUGAAUAGAGAGAGAAGAGGCAAGAAUGUUGUACACCAGUUAGGUGUAUCUCUUGAAGACUUGUACAAUGGUAUUACAAGGAAGCUGGCACUGCAGAAGAACGUUAUUUGUGCCAAGUGUGAAGGUUAUGGCGGAAAGAGAGGGGCAGUGGAGAAGUGCCCUGUGUGUAAAGGAAGAGGAAUGCAAGUUAUAGUUCAGCAGAUAGGACCUGGAAUGGUACAACAAAUUCAAACUGUGUGUCCAGAAUGCAAAGGCCAAGGUGAAAGGAUAAAUCCAAAGGACAGGUGUGACAACUGCAAUGGGUGUAAGGUUGUAAGAGAGAAAAAGAUCAUAGAAGUUCAUGUUGAUAAAGGUAUGAAAGAUGGUCAGAAGAUAGUAUUCCAUGGAGAAGGUGACCAAGAGCCUGAUCUGGAGCCUGGUGAUGUUAUAAUCGUGCUUGAUCAAAAGGAUCAUAGUGUCUUUCAGAGGCGAGGGCAUGACUUGAUCACAAAAAUGAGAAUUCAACUCUCGGAAGCUUUGUGUGGUUUCAGAAAGACCAUAGAAACUCUGGAUAACAGAGUUCUUGUUAUAUCAUCUAGGCCAGGUGAAGUGAUAAAACAUGGUGACCUAAAGUGUAUCUACAAUGAAGGGAUGCCUGUCUACAAAUCUCCAAUGGACAAAGGCAGCUUAAUUAUACAAUUUCUGGUCCAGUUCCCAGAGCACUACUGGCUUCCAAGGGAGAAACUGAGUCUGCUGGAGGCCCUGCUUCCUCCCCGAGAAGAUGUUAUGAUUACAGAUGAGAUGGAUCAGGUAGACCUUGAAGAUUUUGAUCCAAGUCAGCAAACCUACCGUAACAGUGGGGGAGAGGCGUAUGAAGAAGAUGAGGAGGGUCCAAGAACAGGAGUACAAUGUCAGACAUCUUAAAGCAAGGUGAAAUGGAUGUCAUCUAAAAUGUAAAUUUUCACAAUGAAAACUGCAUGGCUGUAAUAGCCACUGCUUGUGGUUUUUGUGUUCAGCAAAUUGAGUUGCUGCGCUGUCAGUAUCACCUUUUUGUAACUAAUUUAUAUUGUGUUCUUGUAGUCUUUAUAUAAUGCAAAUGUCACACAGCUGAGAACCAACUGAGUUGGUAUACAUUUUCCUUUGCUGUGAAGGUUCUCACUUUAUUUCACCUAUGCUAUUUAUAUAAGACUUGGGCAAUAUUGAUAGGCUAAGUGGAGUGUCUUAUGUAAAUACUUUCAUACUGGAAAAUUAAUUUCAUAGGAUAAAACAUAGCAGAAAUAACUUCUAAUAAAUAGAACUCUUCACAUUUUA